CACGUCAUAACAUUUAAGUCAGAUGUCAGAAAAGUGUUAUUUUUGGUUAGAAAACGAAUAUAAUACGAAAUGCCACGUAUUUUUUAAAUAAUAUUUGUAAAAAAUGGGAAAUUCGGAAAGUGUAGAGAUUCCCGGAGGAGGCUCAGACGGAUUUCACGUCCUUCGAGUUCAGGAAAACUCUCCGGGUGCUAAAGCAGGUUUAAUACCUUUUUUUGAUUUCAUCAUUUCAAUAAACGGAGUUCGACUAAAUAAAGAUGAUGGAACGCUGAAAAAUAUCUUAAAAAAUGGUGUUGGAAAAUCAUUGCCUGUUACAAUAUAUAGUUGUAAAACGCAGAACGUACGGAGCGUUACAGUGGAACCAAGUGACUCCUGGGGUGGUCAGGGACUUUUAGGGAUCAGUAUUCGAUUUUGCUCAUUUGAAAUAGCUAAAGAUAACGUUUGGCACAUAUUAGAAGUCCACCCAAAUUCACCUGCUGAUUUAGCAGGAUUAAAGGCUUUUUCGGAUUAUAUAAUCGGUUCUGAGUCUAUACUACAACACAGUGAUGACAUAUAUAGCUUAAUAGAAAGUCACAAUGGGAGAAGCCUAAAAUUGUUUGUUUAUAAUUAUGACGAUGAUGCAUGUAGGGAAGUAACAAUUACACCCAAUUCUAGAUGGGGAGGGGAAGGCUUAGUAGGUUGUGGAAUAGGUUAUGGUUAUUUGCAUAGAAUACCUGUUCGUGCACAUCCUGAUCAAAUUGCACCAACUUAUGUGUCUCAACCAAACACUUCCGUUCCACUAUUCAACAGUACAUUGACAAACACUGGCACUAAUACUGCAAGUUUUAAUAUAAGUCCAACAAAAGCAAGUGAAUCCAGUAAUGUAAUAUUAUCAUCAGAAAAACCAGGAAAUUCUUUGACUGAAAGCAGUACAAUGGACAAAAAUAUAGAGAAUAUCAUACAGGAUACACAGAAACUGAAUAUUAUUCCUUCAACCGCUGGGCAAUCACCAGUUUUAAGUUCUCAGAAUAUUAAUUCGUUUUUACCUAACCUUCAACAACCUUCUGUAACUUCAAAUAUCCCUCCCCCAGUGAGUUUGCCAGAGUUUAAUACAACCAUUAGUAAUUUUCAAACAUCUUCUUUGCCUAAUUCUAAUUCGAUACAUAUCCCACCACCUUCGAGCGUACCUCAAGUAGUACCGACACUUCCACAAGUCUCCAUGUAUAAUCCUGCAAAUUAUCCAAAAAUGCCGUCGAACCCUUCGAGUUUUAGUUAUUCUGAAGCAACAGUACCACCACCUUUGACCGUACCUCAAGUACCGGCAACACCACAAGUACCGAUGUAUAAUCCUUCAAAUUACCCCAAACUGCCUUCAAAUCCUUCGAGUUUUACUUAUUCUGAGGCUGUAGUACCACAACCUGUUCUGAGUCAUCAAGUUUCGUACCCGCAAGCUGGUUUAAUUAAUGUAAAUUACCCGCAAGUCAGUGUGCCUGGUGUGACGACUCCGAAUUUACAAACUCAUACGUCUCAGCUGAUUUAUGAUCCAACAAUAGCUGCGAGAUCGGCUCAGCAGUUACUGAAUAGGAACGCGGACAGUUUUGGAAAUGUGUCCCAGAAUACUUAGUUUUAGUUGUUUUAUUGUUUUUGUUUUAUAGGUUUAAUAAAUUAAAAUGUAAUAAGAUAUAAAGAAAAAUAAAGUUUUAUGAUUAUCUAA
Messenger RNA from Sitophilus oryzae (rice weevil), 1690 nucleotides. It is a transcript of the gene Grasp65, whose product is annotated as Golgi reassembly-stacking protein 2. Lineage: Eukaryota; Metazoa; Arthropoda; Insecta; Coleoptera; Curculionidae. Bases 104 to 1600 code for a protein of 498 amino acids. The transcript is spliced from 5 exons. Gene Ontology annotation, biological process: Golgi organization. The record is from RefSeq and is a predicted model, not a curated record. Gene Ontology annotation, cellular component: Golgi apparatus. Gene Ontology annotation, molecular function: protein binding.